GAUGGUUUUGGUUUGGUUUGUUUUUUUUUUUUGAAAAGUCCCGACUUCAGCGAUAGCUUUCUUGAAUUAGAGGGUUUCGAACCUCUCGUAGAUCUCCAGCCUUGUUUACCCUACCGCAGGUAUUCAGUUUAUUGAUUGCUAAAUCUCAGGGUUUUCCGUUAUAGUGGUCCAUGUUAUUCGAAUCUCCACCGAAGGCGAAAACCGCGGCUUGAUCGUUUUUUUUUUUUUACUUUUCAUUUUUACGGAUUCUGAUCAAAGCUCUAGCUUUGAGAAUUCCACGUCUUCUGGUUAUAUGUGUUGCUAUCGUGCUGGUUUGGAAUCGUUUGCUUCAGGAAUUGUGGUUCUUUGUUGCCUUUUGCGAACUGUUUAGUUUGGGCGAUAUUAAAGAUCCGGUUUUUUAGCAUAUGGAUGUGACUAGUUGGACUCAUGACUACUAUGAAGAUAAAGGAAAGCUGCGCAGAGAACAAGCAGUCUAUUACUGCAUCGGGUUCGUCGCUCUCGGAGGAGAACUAUGGCUUCUCCAGGAUGUCCCCGGCUGCUUCUUAUCCUGCAACUUCUACUCCGUCCCAUAGGAGAACUAGUGGUCCUAUACGGCGAGCAAAAGGUGGUUGGACACCAGAGGAGGAUGAAACUCUUAGGCGUGCUGUUGAAUUACACAAGGGAAGAAGUUGGAAGAAAAUAGCUGAAUCCAUUCCCGAUAGGACAGAAGUGCAGUGUCUCCACAGGUGGCAAAAGGUUAUCAAUCCCGAACUUGUUAAAGGUUCUUGGACUCCAUUGGAAGAUGAUGUAAUCAUAAAUCUUGUUGCUAAGUAUGGUCCAACAAAAUGGUCUGUAAUAGCCAAAUCACUUCCAGGACGCAUUGGAAAACAAUGCCGAGAGAGGUGGCACAAUCAUUUAAACCCAGAGAUUAGGAAAGAUUCUUGGACCCUUGAGGAGGAAAUUGAGCUUAUGAAAGCCCAUAUUAAACAUGGGAAUAAAUGGGCUGAAAUUGCAAAGGUGAUACGUGGAAGGACUGACAACUCCAUAAAAAAUCACUGGAAUAGCUCUUUAAGGAAGAAGCUGGAUUACUAUUUGAGAACCGGUAAACUUCCACCUGUUCAGGGGACUUGCAUGUUUAACACUGCCCCAGAUGCAGGAAACUUGGGUGCUAGGCAGUUGAUUUAUUGCUUAAAUGGUGGGUUAGAAACAGAUGUUAAGAAUGUUCCAGAAACUUCAAGUAAUGUUUCUUCAAGUCUACGUGCUAAAAUGGCAGAUAAGCAUGAUAGUGUGAAUCCCUUGACUGCUUCAGUUUCAGACUCACACCAUUUGAGAACUGGUAACCUUGCACCUGUUCAGAGGACUGGCAUACUUAGUCUGAAUCCCUGGAUCUCUUCGAGGGAUGUCGUGGUGGGAGAAGCCGAUAAUUCUAUUAGUGGUGAAUGCGAUGCACAGGUGCCUGAAAUAGUUCCUGUAGACGAACAGGAUGCUUCUGAUUCAGGCGUAAAGUAUUGCAAAUGUAUUGGAAAAAAUUCUCAAAAUGAGGAACCUUCUGAAACAACGCUUUGCUCGGUUCCUUCUAACGUUAGUUUUCUCUGUUAUAAACCGCCUCGAUUAGAAGAUCUUGCAAUUGAUAAAUGGAGUCAAAUGAGCAAGUGUUCCAGCGAGCAAAGCAUUGAAUCCUUUUUAAAAGAUGCAGCUAGGAGCUUCACUAACACUCCAUCGAUAAUAAAAAGAAAAGAAGCAAUCACGUCUUUGCCUUCUGAUAUUGUUACCGAUACCAUGCAAUCAAAUGAAAUCAGGGUGCAUGACGGAUGUACUCCAAAUGACGGAAAUGUUUGCAGUUACACAGAAGGAUCCAGGUCGUCAGUAUCGAAGUUCUAUUCAGGUGCUUGUGCUUCAAACGGAGCUUUGUUCACAAAUGAAGAUGAUUUUAAUGUUUCUCCACCAUAUCGGAUAUCGUGUAAGAGGAAGGCAAUUUUCAGAUCAGUGGAAAAACAAUUAGAUUUUACAUUGGCCGAAGGAUACUCUGAUGGAAAUGCCAAAGAUUCAAGCUUGGCUGCCAAAGAUUCAAGCUUGGCAGGCAACAUAAACUCCUUGAGCCCCAACUCCACUACUGUGCAGGCUUUGAGCAUGCAGAGGAGAAGGCUGGCGGAGAACCCUUCUGGAGGUAACGAAAGAGACUAUUCAAGUAUUACUAAGAUGGGUGUGGUCUGAUGGAGUUGAAGUUAGAGAGGCUUUAAAGAAGAUGAAGGGUGGAAAAGCUAUUGGACCUGAUGAUAUUUCAAUAGAGGUGGAUGAAGGGAUUUCUUGGCUUACUAAACUUUUUAAUACUAUUUUGAAGA
Messenger RNA from Dendrobium catenatum, 2321 nucleotides. RefSeq names its product transcription factor MYB3R-3. Bases 427 to 2193 code for a protein of 588 amino acids. Gene Ontology annotation, cellular component: nucleus. Gene Ontology annotation, biological process: regulation of DNA-templated transcription. The record is from RefSeq and is a predicted model, not a curated record. Gene Ontology annotation, molecular function: DNA-binding transcription factor activity, RNA polymerase II-specific; RNA polymerase II cis-regulatory region sequence-specific DNA binding. NCBI's taxonomy places the organism in Eukaryota, Viridiplantae, Streptophyta, Magnoliopsida, Asparagales, Orchidaceae. The transcript has 7 exons.